AGCAGAUAAAGCCCCUGUUCACAGAAGCGAAGAGCCCAGGAUUCCAGCCCUGGCUGGAAUCUGAGGGAGGAGUGGGGAAGCUGCAGGCUCUCAGCCCUGUGCUCCUUGGCCAACAGGUGCCUGCCAUGCGGUCCCGGCUCCUGCUGUCUGUGGCUCCACUGCCCACCAUCCAGGAGACCUCAGAGGAGAUGCCGACCUCCGACCCUGGGCAGGAGCCCCCAGCCUCCCCCAGCCUGGAGGACUACGUGAGGUCCAUCUGCCAGUUGGCACAGCCCACCACCGUGCUGGACAAGGUCAUCCCCUGGGACCGACCCAGCCAACCCCACUGGGCAGCCCUGGUCAGAGAGAGGAGCCUGGCUUCUUCCCCCAAGGAGAGCUCUGCCAGCUUCAGCAGCCUGUGGCCCACACUGCCCUCUGCUGGUGCUGCUGACCCACUGGACUGGCUCUUUGGAGAGUCCCAGGAAAAUCAGAGUGGGACAGACUUGCUCAGGAAGGCAGACCCAUCUGCCAGGCCCUGGAGCUUGCACAGGCAGGUGGACAGCGGCAAGGCCAAGAUGCCAGGGCGGUCUCUGGUGAUGCCAUCACAGCACAGGCACCAGGGCACC
Molecule: messenger RNA, 605 nt
Organism: Heterocephalus glaber (naked mole-rat)
Lineage: Eukaryota; Metazoa; Chordata; Mammalia; Rodentia; Bathyergidae
Source: RefSeq, a predicted model, not a curated record